Molecule: messenger RNA, 1288 nt
Organism: Acyrthosiphon pisum (pea aphid)
Lineage: Eukaryota; Metazoa; Arthropoda; Insecta; Hemiptera; Aphididae
Product: receptor-type guanylate cyclase gcy-28-like
Exons: 3
Coding region: 708-1106 (132 amino acids)
Source: RefSeq, a predicted model, not a curated record
CUUCUAUGAAUAUCAGGUUUAAAUAUUAAUUUAAAAAAUUGAACUUUAAAAACUCCAGCCACUGCAAUUAUGCAACUAAAACAAUUAAAAUUUAUCAUCAUGAUAAUGUAUAUUUCCCCCUAUUUCAUAUUAUUAUAAAUUACUAAGACGAUAACCGUAUGAAAAUUGUACGUCUCUUCUAUGAACAUCAAGUGUAAAUAUUAAUAUCAAAAAUUGAAUUCAUACGUAAAAGCAACAAUUUGUGUUGGUCGAACAAUGGGUCUUCGGGUCAAUCGAUUUUUUUUUUAUUAAGUAAAAUAUGCACUUCAUGACUAAAAUUUGUGAUGAGCUCUCCGAAAAGUUUUAACAAACUCAGCACGAUGUCUCAUAAUAAGUUGUCAGUUAAACCAUAUAAAAACAAAGGUUAUGAGAUUUGGUAUCAUAUCACAUACUGUCACACUCUGUAGGUAAACGGUUUAUUUAUAAUUAUCCAUGUCGUAAUUAUAAUUCACAUUAUAGAUAACAACGUAGAUACUCAAUUGUGUUACACAACCUCAUAAUAGUUGUGUACAGAUUAUUGAGAUUUGAGCAAGAAAAUAAUAAUGUUUAAAUUUUUUCUUCCUCGGUGUGAUUGAAUAACCAUUAAUUUUGUGUGUUUUUUUUGUAUAUUUUGGCAGAUAGUGGCAAACUAUAUUGGAAAAAAUCAAUCGUUAGAAUACGUGUCGGGCAUGAGCAUCCACUGGGCCGGUGGCAGAACGAGCCCACCACCGGAUGUACCGGAUUGUGGAUUUGACAAUUCUCUCUGCAAAACAAUGCCUGGUUAUGCGAUACUCAGUAUAGUCCUCAGUUCAGUUGUAGUGAUCCUAGCAAUAGCUUCAGCUCUAAUAUACAGACAUUAUAAACUUGAAGCUGAAAUUGCAUCUAUGACGUGGAAAGUCAAUUACAACGACAUCAUAAGAGUGCCGCAGGAAAAAUGGAGAACGAGCAUGGCAAGUCUCAUUAGAAGGAACAGCCAAAGGGUAAACGACACAAUCAUUACAUUUUGUUAUGCUUUGCAGCAAAAGAAAAUUAUAUACAGAGUGAAAUUCAUUCUCAAUGUCCGUUUAUGUUUCCACCGUUUAAUAUAAUCCGUGGCGUUUCCGUGGAUUCACUUAUUUUACGAUGCAUACCCUUGCCAAAUCGAAGACGAUGAUAAUGAUAAUGAUGAUGAUAAUAAUAAUAAUAACAACAAUAAUAAUAACAGUUAUAAUCACAGAUAUAUAACCAUACUAUAGUAGCCGACCUUAUUAGGCGAAAUGGUCUGCCAUAU